Aureobasidium pullulans EXF-150 is the source of this 584-nucleotide messenger RNA. RefSeq lists its product as uncharacterized. Gene Ontology annotation, cellular component: mitochondrial inner membrane peptidase complex. Bases 117 to 575 code for a protein of 152 amino acids. The transcript is spliced from 3 exons. NCBI's taxonomy places the organism in Eukaryota, Fungi, Ascomycota, Dothideomycetes, Dothideales, Saccotheciaceae. The record is from RefSeq and is a predicted model, not a curated record.
UGUGAUUUCGAUGAUGGGAGGUGCGGGUACAGAAGAUAAAUUCGUAGGGUCGAAUCGUGGUGUGUUGGUUGCAAGAAGCCUGUCUAGAGCAGAGAUACCGAGUUUGAAGUUUGCAGAUGGGUCUUGCAAGAGUCGAAGAGUCGUUAGGAGCUCAUCCAACCUCUGACUCCGCACCAUCCCCAGCUCUCUCGUUCCCAAAUCCUCGGCCAUCGUUUCUGUCCACCACACCCUCUGUCUCACAAUCUCAAUUUCCACCCUGCUCUGUUCUCCCUCAAGUCCUCCUCAACUCUCCCUUCUUUCUCCCUAAAAAGAUGCCCCCCUCAAUCUCCCCCUUCCACCCAGCCGACCUGGAAGCAAAAACAAAAAUCCUCCCCUCCGGCAAACUCCGCAAACCGGAAAACCAACACCAACUAAACAAGUGCAAGUUGCAAGAAUUGGUGCAAUUCGAUUGUGAAGUAAAAGGGCACAAGAAACAUAAGAAUGGGAUUGUGGUUUGUGCGCCUAUUGUCAGGGUGUUUAGGAGGUGUAAGGAUGGAUUGACUGUUGAGACGACGGCUUGGGAGACGGAGAAUUGAGUGGUGAUG